Molecule: messenger RNA, 969 nt
Organism: Orbicella faveolata
Lineage: Eukaryota; Metazoa; Cnidaria; Anthozoa; Scleractinia; Merulinidae
Biological process (GO): heterophilic cell-cell adhesion; establishment or maintenance of epithelial cell apical/basal polarity
Cellular component (GO): protein-containing complex; plasma membrane
Molecular function (GO): calcium ion binding
Source: RefSeq, a predicted model, not a curated record
CUGAUAUUCUUUUGGGAUUAGGGGCAUUGUGUCUUUUACCUCGCUCGUGUUUGUGCCGCUCAAAGAGAAAGAAUCGAUCUCGUUAUGAUUAUUGAAACUGCUGCGAUCUAGACUUUCGUUUCUUUAUCUUAAUUAUAAUAUUUUCGGAACCAGAGCAUCGAUGUUUUAGGUUUUCGCGACAGUGCUUGUAACUUAAGUGUCACGAACAAGCUUAAGUUUUAAUACAACCUUACUUCAAGAUUAGCCUCAAUCAUAAUCUGUACUUUUUCUUUGGCAGAUGAAACACAAGAAAUUACCGCUGUCCUUAGUGAUUCCUUUAAUUUUUGGAACAUGUUUUUACACCUCAACCGGCACACAAAGUUUCCGACGAGAUGGCAAAUACAAUACAGUAAAUUUCGCUCAUUUUGUUAAUAAUCCCUCGCACCGGUUAAAUGGCGCUGUUCUGGUGAGCUUCAUGGUCUUGAGUCCCAUAGAAUGUGCUUAUCAAUGCAUUCAUAAUCAAGAUUGCUUCUCAUUUAAUUUCGCUGCAACUUCACUUGACGGAAGACAUUCUUGUGAGCUGCUGAAUACGGACAAGUUUCUCAACUCGGAUGAUUUACUUUACCAUGCUGGCUUUGAUCACUAUAAUAUUAAGACACCUUGCAUGAACAACCCAUGUCAACAUGGAACUUCUUUCUGUCGACCGAUUUACAAUCGAGAUGACUAUCAGUGUGUUUGCAAAGCAGGUUUUACCGGAAAGUACUGCGGAAUGGGUCAGUUUAAUUUUCUUUUGUUUGAUAUGCACACAAUUUCCGACCUGAGAGUCGCUUCAAAAAGGAUAACUGAGGCAUGUGCAAAACAGGAAUCUAAAUUAUUAACUGUUAAUGGACUCAAUAAUUAUAACAAACUAAAUUCCAAAACCGAGCGAUGACGAAUGCAGCGGUUUUUCAACUGAGUGUCGUAAAACUUAAAUUAAAGUAAUCAUAUCAC